Messenger RNA from Aspergillus homomorphus CBS 101889, 959 nucleotides. RefSeq names its product 60S ribosomal protein eL6. Gene Ontology annotation, cellular component: ribosome; cytosolic large ribosomal subunit. Gene Ontology annotation, biological process: cytoplasmic translation; ribosomal large subunit assembly. The coding region runs from base 92 to 682 and encodes 196 amino acids. Gene Ontology annotation, molecular function: structural constituent of ribosome; RNA binding. Lineage: Eukaryota; Fungi; Ascomycota; Eurotiomycetes; Eurotiales; Aspergillaceae. The record is from RefSeq and is a predicted model, not a curated record. The transcript has 3 exons.
GUCACACAUCAACUCCAGCAACCACCCGCCGUCGACAACCACCACCUCCCCCCUACAUUCUUUUCAGACCAUCUUCGUCCCGGUAGCCAAAAUGUCGGACCAGACGAAGCAGUUUGGAAAGGGCCAGAGGACCGUGCCGGCCCAGAAGGCCCAGAAAUGGUACCCCGUUGAUGACGAGUCGCAGGUCAAGAAAGUCCGCAAGGCUAUCCGUCCCGCCAAGCUCCGCGAGAGCCUUCAGCCCGGUACCGUCUUGAUCCUCCUCGCCGGUCGCUUCCGUGGAAAGCGUGUCGUUCUCCUCAAGCACCUCGAGCAGGGUGUCCUCCUCGUCACCGGUCCCUUCAAGAUCAACGGUGUUCCUCUCCGCCGUGUCAACGCCCGCUACGUGAUCGCCACCAGCACCCGCAUCGACAUCAGCGGUGUUGACGCCCAGACCGUUGAGAAGGUCUCCGCUGCCGACUACUUCACCAAGGAGAAGAAGGCUGAGAAGAAGACCGAGGAGGCUUUCUUCAAGCAGGGAGAGAAGCCCCAGAAGAAGCAGGUUGCCAGCGCCCGUGCCAGCGACCAGAAGGCCAUUGACCAGUCCAUCCUGGCCUCCGUCAAGAAGGAGAACUUCCUUGGCAGCUACCUCGCCAGCACCUUCAGCCUCCGCAACGGUGACAAGCCCCACGAGAUGAAGUGGUAGAUGUGUGACGCGGCGGCCGCGGGUUCGGUAGUUUGUGUGGAGGAAUCCUGUCAAAAGGCGGCUCAAGCAAAGUCGACGGUUCCCCUCUAAUUGUCGGUGGGAAAAGCGACUUCUGCAGCGCCGGAAAGGGCAAAGAUCAAAACAAAAGAAAUUCAAAAACAAAACUCUCAUGAAAUAAAUGUAACUCGAUUCAGGCCUUAUGUUUGCUUAGGAUUGCGGUUUUUUUUUUAGACUUUUUUUUAAUGCGGACGAAAAAAGGACAAAAGGAAGACCGGUC